AACAGAAACCAUUCUACUUGCAAUCAUACUUCACUUCACUUCUAGACUCUAGUCAGUUCUCACAACCAUCAACAUGAGAGAAAUCGUUCAUAUGCAAACUGGUCAAUGUGGUAACCAGAUCGGAGCUAAGUUCUGGGAAGUGAUCUCUGAUGAACAUGGUAUUGACCCAACUGGAACUUACCACGGUGAUUCUGAUCUUCAGUUGGAGAGAAUCAACGUUUAUUAUAAUGAAGCUACCGGUGGUAAAUAUGUACCCAGAGCUGUUCUCGUCGACUUGGAACCUGGUACCAUGGAUUCUGUAAGAUCAGGACCUUAUGGUCAGAUCUUCAGACCAGAUAACUUUGUCUUCGGACAAUCUGGUGCCGGUAAUAACUGGGCUAAAGGUCAUUAUACAGAAGGUGCAGAAUUGGUAGAUUCCGUUCUUGAUGUGGUCCGUAAAGAAGCUGAAAGUUGUGAUUGUCUACAAGGAUUCCAGUUGACCCAUUCUCUGGGUGGUGGAACUGGUUCUGGUAUGGGAACUCUCCUCAUCAGUAAAAUCCGAGAAGAAUAUCCAGAUAGAAUCAUGAAUACCUUCUCUGUUUGUCCUUCACCAAAAGUAUCUGAUACAGUUGUGGAACCUUACAACGCCACCCUCUCAGUUCAUCAACUGGUAGAAAAUACAGACGAGACUUACUGUAUUGAUAAUGAGGCUCUAUACGAUAUCUGUUUCCGUACCCUCAAACUGACCACACCCACUUACGGUGACCUCAACCACCUGGUAUCAGCAACCAUGUCUGGAGUGACCACCUGUCUCCGAUUCCCAGGUCAACUCAACGCCGAUCUCAGAAAGCUGGCCGUCAAUAUGGUGCCCUUUCCACGUCUUCAUUUCUUUAUGCCAGGAUUUGCUCCUCUCACUUCUCGAGGUUCCCAACAGUACCGAGCCCUCACUGUACCCGAACUCACCCAACAGAUGUUCGAUGCCAAGAACAUGAUGGCUGCCUGUGAUCCUCGUCAUGGUCGUUAUCUGACAGUAGCUGCCAUGUUCAGAGGUCGUAUGUCAAUGAAGGAGGUAGAUGAACAGAUGUUGAAUGUUCAGAAUAAGAACAGCAGCUACUUUGUUGAAUGGAUUCCCAACAAUGUUAAAACU
Molecule: messenger RNA, 1126 nt
Organism: Lottia gigantea (owl limpet)
Lineage: Eukaryota; Metazoa; Mollusca; Gastropoda; Lottiidae
Exons: 3
Biological process (GO): mitotic cell cycle; microtubule cytoskeleton organization
Cellular component (GO): cytoplasm; microtubule
Molecular function (GO): structural constituent of cytoskeleton; GTP binding; GTPase activity
Source: RefSeq, a predicted model, not a curated record